AUGAGGCAUCGUAUGGCUUUCCUGAAAUUGCAGCAAUUGAUUGGGGAUGGUGAUCCCGAUGGCGAACCAGAUAGUGAUCCAGGUUGCGAACCAGAUAUUGAACCAGAUGGUGAACCAGAUGGUGAACCAGAUAGUGAACCAGAUAGUGAACCAGAUAGUGAACCAGAGAGUGAACCAGAUGCAGACGACGGUGAUGCAGAGGGCAAUGUAGGAUGCGAUGUUGUCAUUGAUGUAGACGCUAGUCCAGAUGACGAACCAGAUGAUAAUAACGCUGACGGCAAUGUUGCUAGCGAUCCAGUUGGCGAUGACAUAGACGGCGAUACAGACGGUGAUCCUGAUGGUGAACGAAACAGUGAAGUAGAAGAUGGUGAUCCAGAUGGUGAUCCAGAUGGUGAUCCAGAUGGUGAUCCAGAUGGUGAUCCAGAUGGUGAUCCAGAUGGUGAUCCAGAUGGUGAUCCAGAUGGCAUGGCAGACAGCGAUCCAGAUGACGAGGUAGAUGGCGAUGCAGAUGAUGUUAAUGAUGCAGAGGGCGAUCCGGCUGGCAAACUAGAAGAUGACGAUGCAGAUGAUAAAGCAGAUGGGGAACCGGAUGGUGACGAAGAUGAUGAUAAUGAUGCAGAAGGCGAUCCGGCUGGCGAACUAAAAGAUGACGAUGCAGAUGCCGAACUAGAUGGCGAAGUAGAAAUCGACGAUGCAAAUGCCGAACCAGAUGGUGAACUAGAAGAUAGCGAUGCAGAUGCCGAACCAGAUGCCGAACUAGAAGAUGGCGAUGCAGACGGUGAUCCGGAUGGUGAAGCAGAAGGUAUCGAUGCAGACGGCGAGCCACUUGGUUGGCUACUAGUUUUCACGCUCGGAAGAACUUCUGUGAUCAUAUCGAUAAGCUUGUCUAAGUUCGCGACGCCGAGGAGCGAAAGGCGGACAUAG
Molecule: messenger RNA, 924 nt
Organism: Verruconis gallopava
Lineage: Eukaryota; Fungi; Ascomycota; Dothideomycetes; Venturiales; Sympoventuriaceae
Exons: 4
Coding region: 1-924 (307 amino acids)
Source: RefSeq, a predicted model, not a curated record